AUGUCCAUUCAAAAAGUUCCUAAAAAUGUAUCAAAAAUUAUGGGAACAUGUCUUAUUUUAAAGCCAAUUAUGGUUGCACCUACUUUUGAACUUAAAGAAUCUAUUUAUAAUACUUUUUAUCAAGGUUUAUAUAAAUUAAAAGUUGAAAAAAAUUUUUCAAAAGGAAAAUUAAUUAAUGGUGCAAAUAAGGCAAUCAUUUCAUCAGCACAAUGUAUAAAAGAUCAAAAAUGGGAUGAUUUUUCAAAUAUUGCUAAAAGUAAUGUAAUUAAAGAUUUGGUAGAAGCAAUGAAUAAGAAAAGUGAUGAAGAUAAGGAAUCAUUAGAAAAAUUAUUGAAUGCUUGUUCAAAAUUUAAUUGA
Messenger RNA from Strongyloides ratti, 357 nucleotides. RefSeq lists its product as hypothetical. NCBI's taxonomy places the organism in Eukaryota, Metazoa, Nematoda, Chromadorea, Rhabditida, Strongyloididae. Bases 1 to 357 code for a protein of 118 amino acids. The transcript has 3 exons. The record is from RefSeq and is a predicted model, not a curated record.